AUGUGUCAUAAAAUUGUAGGUAAACUAUCUCAUCCUUCAAAAUCACAUGAUCAAAGAAAACACAAAUAUAAACAUUCAUUGGAAAAAUUGAAAGAAAACAAAAGUGAAAAACGACCAUAUAGACAUCAAUAUUCGAUGUUAGAAAGAGAAAAUUUUGCAUCUUCUAAAGAAGAAAUUAAUGUUGAACAAAUACUACUGAAAGAUGACAAUAUGAUGAACUUUGAUCAAAAUACAAACUCACUUUCAAAUAGAAAUUCAUUUAACUCGGAUUCAUCACUGGAUAGUCGAGAAAUAGAAGAUGUAGAAAUACCAGAAAAAUUAAUUGAUACACGUGCUAUGGUUAGAGAUCAUUUUUGUAUGGCAAUUAUUGGAUUACUGUGCUUUUUUCCAACUGGUAUUUUUGGAUUAGUGCGUGCCACACAAGCAUACGAAAUGAAGCGCCCGUCUAGUCUCGUAUUUUGGCCAAAAUUAGCGGCAAUUUAUGGUAGACACGCAUUACGAUGGUAG
This is a messenger RNA of Didymodactylos carnosus, 507 nucleotides long. NCBI's taxonomy places the organism in Eukaryota, Metazoa, Rotifera, Eurotatoria, Philodinida, Philodinidae. The record is from the annotation of a GenBank genome assembly.